Triplophysa rosa is the source of this 2359-nucleotide messenger RNA. It is a transcript of the gene gucy1b2, whose product is annotated as guanylate cyclase 1, soluble, beta 2. Gene Ontology annotation, cellular component: guanylate cyclase complex, soluble. Bases 111 to 2339 code for a protein of 742 amino acids. Gene Ontology annotation, biological process: cGMP biosynthetic process; response to oxygen levels. Lineage: Eukaryota; Metazoa; Chordata; Actinopteri; Cypriniformes; Nemacheilidae. The transcript has 15 exons. Gene Ontology annotation, molecular function: heme binding; guanylate cyclase activity. The record is from RefSeq and is a predicted model, not a curated record.
GCAUAAUCUAUAGACCUCAAUUUAAAGGGUGUCUCCAGUUGCUCCAAAUCACAAUUAAAAGCUACACAUGUGAGUGUAGAAGUAUCUGAGAUAACAACUGCAUUGAAGAAAUGUACGGCUUUAUUAAUACUUGUUUGAAGUCACUGGUCAUUGAAAAGUUCGGAGACGAAGCAUGGGAGAAAUUGAGCUUAAUGGCUGGAGUCCAGGACACGUUUAUGACCUAUGAAAUUUAUGACGACGCCAUCACUCUUCGCUUAGUGCAAGAGGCUUGUAAAAUGCUAGAUGUGUCGUCUGAGGUGGUUUUGAAGCUGUUUGGAGAGCACUUCUUCAGCUUUUGUAAGAUGUCGGGAUAUGACACUAUGUUGCGUACGCUUGGUGGAAACCUGGUGGAAUUCAUUGAAAAUCUUGAUGCUCUGCACAGUUAUCUGGCAUUAUCUUACGAGGCAAUGAACGCACCAUCCUUUCGUGUGGAACGGAUGAAUGAUGGCCGAAUUCUCCUUCACUAUUAUUCAGACAGAAAGGGCCUCUACCAUAUUGUGCCAGGCAUUAUCGAGGCUGUGGCAAAGGAUUUUUUUGACAGCGAGGUGACCAUGACAAUCCUGAACCAGUCAGAAGAAGAUGAGCGCACCGGAAAGAAGGAACAUGUGGUUUUCCACAUGCUGCAGAAGGACAAGGUGUCCAGAAGAAAAGCCCAGACGAUGCAGAAAGAUGAGGAAACUGGGGUUGACAGGAAGGACAAGCAGGAGGCAGUGAAGAAAAUGAAGGACAGGUAUGCCAACCUGCAGUUGUGUCCAAGGAAAAGAUCUCCAUGGGAGAUAGUGAGGAGCAUUGUCAUGCUGGGCCAAGGCAAUCUGAGAACCUCAUUCACCCCCAGCUACCCUAACAAACUGUGGAUUGAAGAGCGAGCCUUCUGUAAUGCCUUUCCAUUUCACAUUGUUUUCGACCAAGAUCUGGUGGUAAAGCACACAGGUGUGAACAUUCAGAAGUUUGUUCCCGGACUGCAGACAGCAGGUAUUCGCCUGGAUGAAUACUUCACCAUCGUCCACCCAGAAGUCAUCUUUAACAUCCAGAGCAUCAAGAAGUUUAUCAACAGUCAGUUUGUGCUAAAGACCAGGAGGGAAAUGUUACCAGAGGUCCUACAAAACCAGUCGACGCUCAAACUGCGUGGACAGAUGAUGUGGAUGGAGUCACUGAACUGCAUGAUCUAUCUGUGCUCCCCUAAACUACGAAGCCUCCAAGAACUGGAGGAGAGGGGUCUUCACUUGGCCGACAUCGCCCAGCACGACACCACACGAGACCUGAUACUGCUCAACCAGCAGAGGCUGGCCGAGAUCGAGCUCUCAAAUCAGCUGGAAAGGAAAAAAGAGGAGCUGAGAAUCCUCUCACGCAACUUAGAGAUCGAAAAGCAGAAGUCAGAAAAACUUCUUUAUGCUAUGCUGCCAACACAUGUCGCCAACAAGCUUAAAGAGGGGAAAAGGGUAGAGGCAGGUGAGUUUAAAGUGUGCACCAUCCUCUUCAGCGAUGUGGUCACGUUCACAAACAUCUGCGCAGCCUGUGAACCCAUUCAGAUAGUCAACAUGCUGAACGCCAUGUACUCCAGAUUUGAUCGCCUUACAAGCGUUCAUGGCGUUUAUAAGGUGGAGACGAUAGGUGACGCUUACAUGGUGGUUGGUGGCGUGCCCGUUCCUACAGACACGCACGCAGAACGGGUGGCAAACUUUGCCCUCGGCAUGAGAAUCGCUGCGAGGGAAGUGACCAGCCCCAUCACAGGACAGCCGAUACAGAUCAGAGUGGGACUUCACACUGGUUCGGUGUUGGCCGGUGUGGUGGGUGAGAAGAUGCCACGCUACUGCUUGUUCGGAGACACGGUUAACACAGCAUCCCGAAUGGAGAGCCAUGGAGUCCCAGACCAUAUACACCUGAGUCCUUUUACUUACAGUGUGUUAAAGAACAAGCACUAUGAGAUCAGUGAGAGGGGUGAGAUUGAGGUGAAAGGCAAAGGCCUGAUGAACACAUAUUUCCUACUUAAGAAUCUGCAAAUGACUGAUGAGCAGAUCAUAGGUCUGGUCGAUGGAGAGACGUGCGUAUACCAGGAUGACCCAGAAGAUGUGACGGAUGACACGAAGGAGGAGACCCCCGAGGAGACACGUGAUAACGCUGAAGAGGGAGAAGUGGUUGUAAAUGGGGAAAAUAACACCUCGGCCCCAUCCCUUCGUCCAGACAACCUCACUCCAAAUCAGUUAAUUCAGUUUGACAUCACACCUGCAUACGACCUGGAACACCUACCAAAUGGGCUUCAUUCAGAGAAUCUCAACACUAAAUUUUGCUCUAUUCUUUAGAAAGACAUUUGUACGAUGUU